Molecule: messenger RNA, 1003 nt
Organism: Aspergillus brunneoviolaceus CBS 621.78
Lineage: Eukaryota; Fungi; Ascomycota; Eurotiomycetes; Eurotiales; Aspergillaceae
Gene: adk1
Product: adenylate kinase ADK1
Exons: 3
Coding region: 9-698 (229 amino acids)
Biological process (GO): nucleobase-containing compound metabolic process
Cellular component (GO): cytoplasm; mitochondrion
Molecular function (GO): ATP binding; AMP kinase activity
Source: RefSeq, a predicted model, not a curated record
CUUGGAUAAUGCCUAUUAUCUUGCCAUUCCUGUCCCUCCCCUUGUUCUUGGUGCGGAAUUCUGACCGAUCGCUGUGUUCAGGCAAGGGUACUCAGGCCCCCCGGCUCAAGGAGAAGUACUGCGUCUGCCACUUGGCUACCGGUGAUAUGCUGCGGUCUCAGGUUGCCAAGAAGACUGAUCUGGGAAGAGAGGCCAAGAAGAUCAUGGACCAGGGAGGUCUGGUCAGUGACGAGAUCAUGGUCAACAUGAUCAAGAGUGAGCUUGAGAACAACACCGAGUGCAAGAACGGUUUCAUCCUCGAUGGAUUCCCGCGCACUGUUGCGCAGGCCGAGCGCCUGGACGACAUGUUGGCUGAGCGCCAGCAGAAGCUCCAGCAUGCCGUUGAGCUGCAGAUUGACGAUGCUCUGCUGGUUGCUCGUAUCACCGGGCGUCUGGUCCACCCGGCCUCCGGACGCUCUUAUCACAAGAUUUUCAACCCUCCUAAGGAGGAGAUGAAGGAUGAUAUCACCGGCGAGCCUUUGAUCCAGCGUUCCGACGAUAACGCCGACACUCUCAAGAAGCGUCUCGGCACCUACCACGCCCAAACGGCUCCCGUGGUUGAUUACUACAAGAAGACCGGUAUCUGGCGUGGUAUCGACGCCAGCCAAGAGCCUGGCCAGGUGUGGAAAUCGCUCUUGGGGGUUUUCCAGAAGCCCUAAGCAGUUGCUGCAAUUCCCACCAAGGAGGGAUCCGAGUCAUUGUCUCCUCUUACCUAUAAUCCUGAUACCUUCUUGCCCUCGCGGGACGGAUUGAAAGGCGAGGGAACGAUUGUUCAGGCGAGAUCUGAUCCCAAGUCUUUUCCGCCGGUCACGGAUCAACACUGCAGAGAAGGCUGCGGCGAUCGAAUGAGGUAAUGGACAUGAAAAAAUGUAAUGUGUCUUAGGUUUCAUAUAUAGAUGAAUACCUUCCGGGAGGGAUUUGCUAUGUACAGUACUACUUCUUUGAAUGGCAGCGUGCUUCGGAC